AUGGAUAGUUGGAAUGGAGAAACUUGGAAUUGGUCUUUUGAUUUCAAUUGUGAUGUGGAAAAUGGGGCAGCCGCGACUCAAUUUUUUGAUUUGGUGAUUCUUCUUGCUCCGGUUCAACCUUGUCAAUUGAUUGGGGAUUCGUUUGUUUGGUGGCGUAAUACUUCCGGAUUCACGGUGAGUAAUACUUAUGAUUCCAUAUUGUCUUUUGACUCUUUGUCACCUCCGUUGAACAAUUCGGUUAGCUUAGCUUUUUCUCGUUUAUGGAAGUCAAAGGUUCCUAGUCGUAUUCAUAUUUUCGGUUGGAGAUUGAUUUGGAAUAUACUUGCUUCGAAAGUUGAAUUAGCUAAACGUGGAACUCUUUUAGAUCCUAGUUUGUUAGUGUGUUCUUUGAGCGGUCGGGCUCAAGAGGAUCUAGAUCAUCUUUUUCUUUAUUGUGACAUUGCUAGAGAUUGGUGGCAUAAAUUGUUUCUUUGGCUCCAUUUGGAUGAUAUCAUUCCGACCGGAAUAAUUUUGGAGCGGUUUUUUGGCUUGGAAGAUUAUCGUAGUUUUUGGCUUGGGUGGAUUUGUUUCCGGUUGCAUCCGCUUAGGGAUUGA
This is a messenger RNA of Vicia villosa (hairy vetch), 594 nucleotides long. RefSeq lists its product as uncharacterized. The record is from RefSeq and is a predicted model, not a curated record. The transcript has a single exon. Lineage: Eukaryota; Viridiplantae; Streptophyta; Magnoliopsida; Fabales; Fabaceae. The coding region runs from base 1 to 594 and encodes 197 amino acids.